AUGGAUAAAAAUGAUAAGAAAAAAACUUCAGUUGGAGAAUCGAUCGUACCUGAUGGUGGAUGGGGAUGGGUCGUUGUCUUUUCAUCAUUUUUAAUUCAUUUCAUUAUGGAUGGGAUAACAUAUUCAAUGGGUCAAACAUUCUUAGAACCUAUGCGGAAUAAACUUGGACUUGAUCGAGCUUCAGUAUCAACUAUUUUCAGUAUUUUGCCAGCUGUCACUCUUGGCGCAGGACCAAUCGCAACCGUUCUCACUAAUAUGUACGGAUGUCGUGCAGUGGCUAUAGGAGGUACUGUCGUUGCUGCUUUCGGUUUUUUUCUCAGUCGACUAUGGGCUAACAUCUGGUUUUAUUAUAUUACAAUUGGUGUCAUCGGAGGUCUUGGUUUUUCACUCAUGUACUUGCCAGCAAUUGUCUCUGUUGGAUUGUAUUUCGAAAAAAGACGUACAUUUGCCAUGGGUAUCGCUGUAUGUGGUUCAGGUGUGGGUACAAUGGCACUUGCCUUUAUCACAAAUGGAAUUGUCAAUAUACGCUUCUGGCUCAGUUAUGAGAAUGCAUUGCUUCUCGAAUCUGCUAUUAUCAUGAUUAGUCUUCUGUGUGGCUUCUUGAUGCUUCCUCUACCACAAGAACCUAGUGAACAACGACGAUUAGAACGAAAAAUGCGUAAAGAAGAUCAACAAAAACAAAAUGAGGAACUUUUAAUUGCUCAGAAUGGUUCAACAACAUCGAAAAAUAAUCCGGCUGAAGUUGUCAUUAUUGAGAAAUCACCAAAGAAAUCUUUCUUUCAUGAAAUAAUCGAACAAAUCGAUUUCAAACUGCUCAAAAAUCUUGCAUUUACGCUAUUUGUUGUAUCCAAUUUUUUAGCAAGUCUCGGCUUCAAUGUAAUUUACAAUUAUGCUGAUGAUCUUGCAAAUGAUUCAAACGUUCAAAAAGAUUAUCGAUCAUAUAUUGUUAUGUCAAUUGGUUUGUCAAAUAUUUUCGGUCGUAUUAUCAUUGGUUAUUUCGGUGAUCGAAAAUCGGCAAGAAAAUUUUUUCAAUAUGAAAAGUUGACUUUGACAAAAUCAUUUGUGUUUUUUUUAGGCUAUGCAUCCACUUUUGGUUUCUUUUCGGGCGGUUACGUUACUUUAACAGCGAUCGUUCUUGUCGAUAUAGUUGGUAUUAAUAAAUUAUCGGAUGCAUUCGGUGUUCUUUUACUUUUUGUUGGCAUUGCAACUGCUAUUGGAACACCUAUUGUUGGAGGAAUGCGAGAUGCAUUUGCUCACUUUGCUCGACCUUUUCUUUGGCCUUAUUUUAUUUUUGGCGGUUUCACUAUUCUCAGCGGUGCCAUACUAUUUGCCAUUCCUUUGUUACAACGAAAAAAGUCAAGUGACGAACAAGUAGAGAUGGGUUGCGAUAAUAUCUUCCCGGAAAAAGAUCUAACAUUUGAAGAACAACAACAAAAAGUUUAA
Rotaria sp. Silwood2 is the source of this 1443-nucleotide messenger RNA. NCBI's taxonomy places the organism in Eukaryota, Metazoa, Rotifera, Eurotatoria, Philodinida, Philodinidae. The record is from the annotation of a GenBank genome assembly.